Lactuca virosa is the source of this 781-nucleotide messenger RNA. NCBI's taxonomy places the organism in Eukaryota, Viridiplantae, Streptophyta, Magnoliopsida, Asterales, Asteraceae. The record is from the annotation of a GenBank genome assembly.
AUGGGAGGAGUGGUAUAUAUAAAGAGACUGGUGUGGUGUAUAAUAUCCCUUCCUUCACCUAUUCGCCAUUUAUCCAUCUCCUUCGAUCGCCAGUCAUGGGCAACUGCCAAAGCCGUCGAUAAUGCAAGUCUCGUAUUACAAACCCGAAACGGUAGAGCUGAGAGGUUCUACUCACCCAUCUCUGCCGCCGAGAUCAUGAAGCUCCACCCUGGUCACUGUGUCGCCCUCCUCCUCACCACCACCUUCUACUCCUCCCCUCCUUCAUCUUCCUCCGACGUCGACCACCACCACCAUCGACAUCCCAACAACAACCCUGCAAACACCAAUCAGCCUCUUCGUGUUACUCGCAUCAAGCUUCUCCGUCCCACCGACAAUCUAGUCCUUGGCCAUGCUUACAGACUCAUCACGAACCAAGAAGUGAUGAAAGGAUUAAAGGCAAAGAAAAACGGAAAAUUGGAUAAUAUUAAGGAUUUUUUGCCGCCGGAGUCUGCCGGAAAAACCUCAGCAAAUUCAGAUUCUGGAGCAGCAUCCACAAGAUCUACUCAAUCGGGGAAAACCCACCAACAGAUGAGGAAAACAGAUAAACAUCGGCAGAGGACGGCGGGUCCGGCGAACUCUGCAUCCACCGGAAUCAAACCAAGAGGGUGGCAUCCAUCAUUAAACAGCAUCUCAGAGGCAACAAGCUAGCUUAAUUAGCUAUGUUCAUAUAAAUUUUAAUUUCUUUUCCGUAGAAUUCUUGUGGGAAGAUGGAGAUUGCAUUUGGAGGCAUGAUGAAUGAUGC